AUGUCCGCACCUAAGACAGUUCAACCUCGCCAAGGCUCUCAAACCGGUUCUCGGUGUAUCCAUGCAAGGGGCUCUGUCCGCAAAGACGGUUAUGCCUCUGGGCCUAUGUUCACACCUAAGACAGUUCAACCUCGCCAAGGCUCUCAAACCGGUUCUCACUCCACCAAUAGAAAAACCACCUUUUACAAACCUCCAGUAGAGAAACCCCCUGUCUACAAACCACCUAUAGAGAAGCCACUUGUCUACAAGCCACCAGUUGAGAAACCUCCUAUUUACAAGCCACCUGUCUACAAGCCCCCAGUUUAUAAGCCACCUAUAGAAAAACCACCUGUUUACAAACCCCCUGUCUACAAGCCACCCGUUGAGAAGCCACCUGCUUACAAGCCACCUGUCGAGAAGCCUCCAGUUUACAAGUCACCAGUUGAAAAACCGCCUAUUUACAAACCACCAGUCGAAAAACCUCCUGUAUAUAAACCACCAGUAAAAAAACCACCUGUUUACAAAUUUCCUAUUUACAAGCCUCCGAUUUAUAAACCACCCGUUGGGGAGCCACCGGUUUGCACGCCUCAAUACUAG
Messenger RNA from Vicia villosa (hairy vetch), 576 nucleotides. Its product is annotated as repetitive proline-rich cell wall protein 2-like. The record is from RefSeq and is a predicted model, not a curated record. The coding region runs from base 1 to 576 and encodes 191 amino acids. Gene Ontology annotation, molecular function: structural constituent of cell wall. The transcript has 2 exons. Lineage: Eukaryota; Viridiplantae; Streptophyta; Magnoliopsida; Fabales; Fabaceae.